Molecule: messenger RNA, 1948 nt
Organism: Alnus glutinosa
Lineage: Eukaryota; Viridiplantae; Streptophyta; Magnoliopsida; Fagales; Betulaceae
Product: tocopherol cyclase, chloroplastic
Exons: 10
Coding region: 76-1587 (503 amino acids)
Molecular function (GO): tocopherol cyclase activity
Source: RefSeq, a predicted model, not a curated record
AACUAGGACUGUCUGCAACUCUCUUUACAUACUCCAUAUACAAAGUCGUACUUACCUAUUUCACUUCCUAUUGCAAUGGAAACAAACGUGUAUUCACUCUGCGAGCCUCGCAAUUUCUCUCCCAACUUCGGGGUUCCAUCCAUAAACUUAAAGUCCAUUGUUAAACUCGCUCAGUCUUCAAAGCUCAGCUCGUUUGGGACGCAACGGAGCUCUCUGAGGCUAGGGCUUCGGCCAAGUCCGCGCGUGUUCGCGUCCUCUUCGCCUGUUGAAGGAGAAAGAGAGAAAGAGAAAGAGGGUUCGGGCUUUGUCAGUCCCGUCUACGUGCCCACGCCUCCGAAUCGAGAGCUUCGAACGCCUCACAGCGGGUACCAUUUUGAUGGAAGUACCAGGAAGUUUUUUGAGGGUUGGUACUUCAAGGUGUCAAUCCCAGAACGGAAGCAGAGCUUCUGCUUUAUGUAUUCUGUGGAGAAUCCUGCAUUCAUUAAGAAAUUAACGGCAUUGGAAGUGGCACAGCAUGGACCAAGAUAUACAGGAGUUGGGGCUCAAAUUCUUGGCGCUGAUGACAAGUAUAUUUGCCAAUACUCCGAAGAGUCUCAGUACUUUUGGGGAAGUAGGCAUGAGCUAAUACUGGGGAAUACCUUUAUUGCCGAAAAAGAAUUGAAGCCUCCAAACAAGGAGGUCCCUCCUCAGGAAUUCAGUAAAAGAGUGCUGGAAGGUUUCCAAGUCAGCCCACUUUGGCAUCAAGGUUUCAUUCGUGAUGAUGGCAGGUCAAAUUAUGUGGAUACUGUGAAGACUGCACGUUGGGAGUACAUUACGCACCCUACUUAUGGCUGGGGCAAUGUUGGGUCCAAACAGAAGUCCACCGCAGGCUGGCUUGCAGCUUUUCCUGUAUUUGAACCCCAUUGGCAAAUAUGCAUGGCCGGUGGACUGUCAACAGGUUGGAUAGAGUGGGAUGGUGAAAGGUUUGAGUUUCAAAAUGCCCCUUCAUAUUCUGAAAAGAAUUGGGGUGGAGCAUUCCCAAGAAAAUGGUUUUGGGUGCAAUGUAAUGUAUUUGAAGGUGCUAGUGGAGAAGUUGCUCUCACUGCAGGUGGUGGGUUGAGGCAACUACCUGGACUGACGGAGAAUUUUGAAAGUGCUGCAUUGAUUGGAGUUCACUGUGAUGGAAUUUUCUAUGAAUUUGUGCCAUGGAAUGGUGGUGUUAGUUGGGAAAUUGCUCCUUGGGGUUACUGGUACAUGGAUGGGGAGAAUCAGACACAUAAGGUUGAAUUAGAGGCAACAACAAAGGAUCCUGGUACAACAUUGCGUGCUCCAACAACAGAAGCUGGUCUUGCUCCAGCUUGUAAAGAUUCUUGUUUUGGUGUGCUAAGAUUGCGAAUUUGGGAACGAAGAUAUGAUGGCAGUAAAGGGAAGAUCAUAUUGGAUGUUACAAGUAACAUGGCAGCAGUAGAAGUAGGAGGUGGACCAUGGUUCAACACUUGGAAGGGUGAGACCUCUACGCCGGAGCUCAUUAGUAGAGCUCUUCAAGUUCCCAUUGAUAUGGAGGGGAUUUUCGGUUUUGCCCCAUUAUUUAAACCCCCCGGUCUAUAGCAACUUGGUUACUUAUUACAAGACCACCAAGUAUGGGCUCCAACAGUGGCAUUUGGAUAACAGUCAUUUUACCAAAGGAAUUUAGAUGCGAUUCCCCUCUAAUUGCUUUUUGUUGGAAAUGUAGGUUAUUUUUAAACUCAUUUGCUAUUUGGUGGGAAUUCACGUUCUCCUGGUUUGGGAAUUUUUUUAUUUAUAUAUAUAAUAAGGACCAAAAUGUUCAUAUUUAUUAUUAUUAAGGGGCGGUAAACACCCAUUUUUUUUUUUGAAGGACCAAAACGUUCAUACCUUCGUGGUAAACACCUCGUGGGUGCUAUGUAUUCUUUUUAUUUUUUAUAUUUUUUUUUAAAGUGUUUGCUAAACA